GUCAGCCCGAGGAAGGGGAAAUUUAGGAAUUCAAAGCUGCAAUAGAAAUCAGCGUUUUUUCCGCACUCAACCGCUUCUGCAAGAGGCUAAACAUGAGUGUACAAGAAGCUGAUAUGCUAUCUUCCCAACCCAUACCAAAGAGGCAAAAAUUCGAACCUGACAAGCAUCUCUUCGUUUGUUUCAUGCCCGUUGUAUUUCCUCUCAAUCCAAUGUGGUAUGCUGUGAAGUCUGUUUCAUUAUCGCAUUUGUCUGGCGGUUCAUCUGAGCACGACAAUCGGCUCCAAGAUGUGGUUGAAUGGAGUGACGCGACCUUACCUUAUGCUAUGGGCUUUUGUUGUGCAGACGGUAUUCUCUAUGGUGUUGGUGGUGAAAUUUUUGGCGAGGACAGUAUUGACCAAAAUUCUUUGGUCCGAGAGUUGAGGUUCACGCAUCUCCCUCUUGGAGGAAAAAGUUAUCUGCAUUCUGGUAUAAGAAGCUCAAUGAAAUGGGGGAAGAUUUUGCCCAUUGUAGUAGAAAUUGGUGGUCUUAUCUAUGCCCUCUCUCGGCCCCCAAUCUUAGAUUAUGGACGACGUGAAACAGUCUUUGAGGUUUAUGAUCCUUCAAAAAAUGAAUGGACUGGUCUAGAUGGCCCCCCUUUCUUGAGUCCAUUUACUUUUGGUGCUUUCCCUUAUUCAUACGUGGUUAUUGAUAAUAAAUUAUGUGUUUCAAAUGAGGCUGGCUCGUGUGCUUUUGACACUGAAAAUUGGACAUGGGAAGCUUGCGAUUUAUUUGCUGGUUUCUAUGAUAGUGAUAUUAUGAGCUCUGAAGAAAGGUACUUUUUCAUGGAAAGCCAGAAGAUUAUAAUCGCUCUUGAGAUUGUUCGUGGGAAAGUUGCCAGAAGGCUGACCUUGUUGAACGGCAUACGGCCCCGUGCUAAUUCUCAUUUUGUUGAUCUAGGAGGAGGUGACUUUUGUCUUGUUUCCCAAGCAGAUGAACGGGACGAAUGCCCUGAAGAGCUGACAGUUGUCAAGUUUAAGGUUUGGAAAGGUGAAGAUGGAGGCUUGGGAUGUGUAGAUGUGAUGGAAUCCACUCUUAAAUUUAGUGCCCCAG
Coffea eugenioides is the source of this 1089-nucleotide messenger RNA. RefSeq lists its product as uncharacterized. NCBI's taxonomy places the organism in Eukaryota, Viridiplantae, Streptophyta, Magnoliopsida, Gentianales, Rubiaceae. The record is from RefSeq and is a predicted model, not a curated record. The annotation marks the transcript as partial. Gene Ontology annotation, molecular function: protein binding. The transcript is spliced from 3 exons.